This is a messenger RNA of Aspergillus heteromorphus CBS 117.55, 6150 nucleotides long. RefSeq names its product protein kinase RIM15. The record is from RefSeq and is a predicted model, not a curated record. Gene Ontology annotation, biological process: peptidyl-serine phosphorylation; phosphorelay signal transduction system. Gene Ontology annotation, molecular function: ATP binding; protein serine/threonine kinase activity. Lineage: Eukaryota; Fungi; Ascomycota; Eurotiomycetes; Eurotiales; Aspergillaceae. The coding region runs from base 1 to 6150 and encodes 2049 amino acids. The transcript is spliced from 2 exons. Gene Ontology annotation, cellular component: nucleus; cytoplasm.
AUGGCGGGCAAUGGCACCGAAGAUGUCCAAUACCUUGCUCCUCCGGCCGUGACUGCUCUACGACAGGAGGCCCGGAGUAUCGACCCGAGAUUCUCGCCCUCUCGCUCCCCUAGCGUCGAUUACAUGCGAGAAGAGCGCGAAGAUUUGAAGCAGGCGGCGGAGCAGACCCUGAACGUCAUUGUCGAUCUGGAUCUCGAUGGUCGCGUCAAAUGGGUCAGCCCAUCAUGGAAACAAGUCGUGGGAACGGUCUCGGAGUCAAUCGAGGGACGGAUGAUAUCGGAGAUCAUCGUCGGCAACAAGAACGUCUUCCACGAUGCGAUAGAGAGUAUGAAGGAGGACGAUUCUCGCAGUCGGUUUAUUCGCUUCGCUGUACAGAUGGGCCCGGACUCAGUCUUGAAGUUCUCGCCGGAGCCACGACCGGUCGAGACCGAAGUUGGGAACACAGAAACAACUGAGGCCGUGGAAAUCCAGGAGGAGCUGCCAGAGAAGCAAGAGGACCGCCAUCAUGACCUCCUCCACCUCGAAGGACAGGGAAUAAUGGUGUUUGACCGUACGGCUGAUGGGGUUGGUCAUACCAUGUGGAUGUUGCGACCGUUUACGGAGCCACGAGAAGUUACCAUCGACCUUCCUCCCUUGCUGGUGGAAUCCUUGGGCGUGGGAGCGGAGGUUUUAGCGAACUACUUGACGACUCUGGCGGAGGCUGCUGCUACCGAGCCCGAUCCUUUGAAGCAUCCUGCCCCGAACCCGGUUCUGUGUCGCAUCUGUGAACGUCAGAUUACGCCUUGGUGGUUUGAGAAGCACUCGGACCUCUGUCUCCAGGAACACCGAGCCGAGAUGGACGUUCAGAUAGCCCAGGAAAACCUCAAUGAGCACCGUCAUGCGAUCGUCAGGGUGCUGGAUGCUCUCGAGGCGAGGCAGGGCAGGCCGUUAGUCCUCGGGGAGACCAAUCCUCCCCCACCUCAGCCCGAGUACAAAGGACGGCCCAUCGGACCAUCGCCGACCGCUUCAGCACCAUCAUCGGGCUCGGUAUCCAGUAGCAGCUCCGCCCCUGGCACGCCUCCUAGGUCUAGAGACCAUUCAGCCUCGGGUAUCGGGCAUGCUCGCGCUCGCUCUUUCGCAGUGCGGCGCCCGCUGGCUCGCAUCGUGGAGUUGAUACUCGAUCUAUGCGACACUUCCUUAGAGAUCAACAUGCCCGUGAUCAAGGAAAGUCGUGCGGAUAAUGGGGAUGACUUUCGGACCAUGUCGCCGCAGUCCGAGUCUCGUAUCUCUCAGGUUCUUCAAUGGCAGUCGCCCAGUUCCAAUACCCUCGAGCAGGAACAAGGCCUCGCCGCACUGUGUACUGAUACGGAGGAAGUUGCCAAGGCGAAAAUCGACGCGGUCAUUCGGCACAAGAGAAUUGUCGAGUAUGCGGAACGGAUUCGAAUUGAAUACACCAUCCUAGUCGAAGAGUGCAUCACCGCAGCCCUUAGCAAGGCCGAGCAAAUCGCGGCCGGUCAGCUAAGUGACUCCAGCUCUUCGGAAGACGACGCUUCACCGGAAGUCAAUCCGUCAGUGGUUGCCUCCAGUCCGAUAAUACACGGGAAGCGAGAUGCAACAGCCCCCCUUCCAAUGUCUGCUUUGACGAUGUCCAUGCGCAACUCGCCGGAUCGAUUCCAAUCAGCGCACUCAUCAGAAGGAAAAUCUUCGGUUGCCGUGUCGACUGGAUCGAAUAGCCCAAUGGAGUGUCCUACGCCCCGUUCGCACAAGAGUAUGGCCGGAGUUCUAGGGACGUCUCAGCCUUCUAGGCGCGGCCUAUCCUUGCUUGAUUUUGACGCAGGCGACAACAGUGAUAGCAGCGUUCCUUCGUCUGCUUUCCCCGGUGCCGUGAGGACUGAUUCACCAUCCUCCGAUCGGAGUAUGGAUAGGAAGCGUAGGAGCCUGGUACUUCCUGGGCUUUCCAGCUCUCCUCGUCGGCAGCAUUCUCCCGCUAGGAUUUCGGGCCCUCAUUCUCCCUUGCGAAUGCCUAGGGCUCGCCUUUCGAGCGGUGCUGAUAGCUUACCAUCCCCGGUAGUCUCGCCUUCGGCGAACGCGAUCGAAUUGGCGCAACUUCAUUAUCCUCAUCAUCGUCGUCAAUCGUCAGCCACCUCUUCUGAUGUAAAGCCACCUGUGUCACCUCAUCUGUCCUCUGCUAGUCAGCCACAGCCACGACCAGUGCCGCCGUCAAUCAAGGAUUUUGAAAUCAUCAAACCCAUCAGCAAAGGUGCCUUUGGAAGUGUUUACUUGACAAAGAAGAAGGCCACUGGGGAGUACUUUGCAAUUAAGGUGUUGAAAAAGGCAGACAUGGUUGCAAAGAACCAGGUCACGAAUGUCAAGGCCGAACGUGCGAUCAUGAUGUGGCAGGGGGAGAGCGACUUUGUCGCUAAGCUCUACUGGACAUUCUCUAGCAAGGACUACCUAUACCUGGUAAUGGAGUAUCUCAAUGGUGGUGAUUGCGCUUCCCUCGUCAAGAUUUUGGGCGGUCUACCUGAAGACUGGGCUACAAAGUACAUUGCGGAAGUAGUCCUCGGGGUAGAACAUCUCCACGGCAGAGGGAUCGUUCACCGUGAUCUCAAGCCAGACAAUCUUCUUAUAGACCAGACGGGCCAUCUCAAACUGACCGAUUUUGGUUUGUCCCGGAUGGGUCUUGUCGGACGUCAAAAGCGCGUCUUGAAGAGUAUGAAUGAACCUGCACCCGACCUUCUGAAGCAGGGCUCAUUCCCUCGAGCUACCUCAAUCGCAUCAUCACGGUCUGCCUCGUUUGAUUUUCAAGGCGGUUCCCCGGGGUCAACCCCUUUGAUCACGCCAGAUGUUGCGAGCAGUAUACCCCAGCCGUCUUACUUCAGCCUCAACCAGCAGGGAGGAGGGCUCAGUCGGCAGACCUCGCGUCGGGCAUCAGGAUACCGCAGCGAUAGUGGGGCCAGCGAGAGCCUGAAUGCCAUGUUUCGAACUAUGGGUCUCAAUGAGGGUGGUGAAGGUUCAGGCACGAUGCCUGUCCCCGUCCCUUCAUCCAAUAAUCAAUGUCAUCAUCUGCCCGAAGAAGAGAGCCUGAGCGAGGCAGAAUCCCCUCAUUUAUUUCCACUCCAGCCGACAAUGAGCAACUCGUUUUCGUACAGCACUCCGCCGCAGCAGUCGAUGAUGCCACCUCUGAUGGCGCUUUUUGACCCCGAAGACCACAACAGACGCUUCGUCGGUACUCCAGAUUAUCUGGCCCCAGAAACCAUCAAUGGAUUUGGUCAGGACGAGAUGAGUGAUUGGUGGUCGCUGGGCUGCAUCAUGUUUGAGUUCAUCUUUGGCUACCCGCCUUUCAAUGCCGCGACUCCGGAUGAAGUCUUUGAUAAUAUUCUCCGCCGAAAUAUCAACUGGCCCGACGAGCCUGAAGAACUGGCCUCCCCUGAAGCUCUCGAUCUCAUGAACAGACUAAUGGCUAUGAAUCCACGUGAACGUAUUGGUGCCAAUGUUGCCGAGAAGUAUCCAAACGGAGGAGCGGAAAUCCGGAGCCACCCUUGGUUCUCCGAUAUCAACUGGGAUACCUUGCUGGAAGACAAAGCCGAGUUUGUGCCGAAUAUCGAGAACCCUGAAGAUACGGAGUAUUUCGAUGCUCGAGGUGCCACCCUCCAGGCCUUCACCGAAGAACUCGAAGAUGGAGGAAGUCCUCCGCAACAGCCGUUGACUACCGGAGCAUACCCCCAGGAUAGACCCCAUGAUGCUCUGUUCAAGGUCCGCUCCCAAGUGAACUCGAUGAAGCGGCCAUUGAUGCCCUUACAUAUUCCACCCCAUGUACGAGAAUCACGAAGCAGGAGGCUGAGCGAACCUACGAUUGCGGACGACUUUGGCAGCUUCUCAUUCAAGAACCUCCCCAUGCUUGAGAAGGCCAAUAAGGACGUGAUCCAGAAAUUGCGCCAGGAGGCAAUGCAAGCGCAACAACGCCAUAACGUUCCUGCGGGCACCCAACCGCCGCCACCGCCACAGGGGCAGGGACAGGAUCCAGCCCCCUCUCAACCCGCCCCGUCUCUGGAAGGAAGUCCAUUGCCGAUGUCCUUGCAACGGACUUUGUCCCAGAACAAGGGCGGCAACCGACCCUCGUCUCCCUCGAGUAUGAGCCAAGCGAAUUCGUCUCCCAGCCGCCCAUCGCAACCUUCCUCCCCUCUCCUCGUUCAGUUCAGCACAGGUCACAAUCAUGAGCGAAGAAAGACAUCUGGAUCAUCCUCGACCAACUCCCAGAGCACUGGAACUUUUCAGUCUUCUAGUGCCGACCAGGGUCGGAUGGCAAGCCUUAAGCUUGGGUCUUCAUCAUCAUCAUCAUCUCCGAUCAAACCUACCCGGGCUACUGCUCACUCACCCGACAAAACGCCUUCAGGGCCGCCACGCCACGGCAGUGCUCCCGCGUCGAGAGCAAGGUCACAAACCAUCGGAUCUCAAGAUGGCGAUCUUCCAUCUUCACUAGCUAAGGAAACCUACGUUGCUGGCCACUACAAGCGUCGCAGCCAGUUGUUUGAUAUCUCACCCUCUUCUUCCGACAAUGAGGACCCGCGCACUAAAGCUUUGCUCAAAGUGCAGCGACGUCGUCACAGUUCCAGACGCAUGUCUCAGAUCAAUUUCCCUGAAGGGCCCUUUUUCCGACCCUUGGACGUGCUAAUCUGUGAGGACCAUCCAGUUUCUCGCUUGGUGAUGGAGCGUCUCUUUGAAAAGCUUCGAUGUCGCACAAUAACGGCCGUAAACGGUGCAGAGGCGAUGCGUUACGCCCUAAGUGAAGUCCAGUUUGACAUUAUCAUGACGGAGUUCAAACUACCCCAGGUAAACGGGGCGGAUGUCGCACGUAUGGUACGAGAAACACGCAGUGCGAACCGACACACUCCGAUCAUUGCGGUCACAGGCUACCUCAAAGACUUGCCGGAAACCCAUCAUUUCGAUGCUCUCAUUGAAAAACCUCCGACUCUGACAAAGUACACUGAGGCAUUGUGCAAAUUCUGCCAGUGGAAGCCGCCUCCAAAGGAUUACAACCCCAUGCAGCCAAUGACUGUUCCGCCUCCUGCCAUACGCCAGCCCGAGCACAGCCCUAGUUCAACAGCAUCAUCCGGCUUCGCACAUGUGCCUUCCAGCUCUUAUAGAGCCUCUAGCCGUGAAGACUCUAUUGGUAGCAGUUACUUUGGUGAUAUGGAACCGACCAAACCUGAGGAUGUCCCUGUUAUUGUAAGCCGUCACAAUGAUGAAUGGGGGCAAGAUAAGGAGGGCCUUGGUAUAUCUGAGGACGCAGCCAAGGCUCAAGAGGGUACAGAUACCGGUUCCAAUUCUGGCUCGGAAGUGGUUCCUUUCCCGAGCCUGCUCCAUGCCACCUCUGCGCCUCCUGCUUUGAACCAAACAGGGACUCUGACCCCUCGCAAACAGCGAUCUAGUGAAGCGAUACGGGCCAAAAGAGAAUCCCUGGAGAAAAAGCGCUAUGAGUGUGCCGAGUCCGGUGAUGAUGAAGAUGAGGAGCUUGGAAAUUCUCAGGCACGAACAAGCAGUCCGCGGCAGAAGUCUCGUCGCCCAGGCUCCAAGUUGGGCAUAGAAAUGAUGAGGACCAACAGCAGAGGCAGCGUGGUUAGUGGAAGCGAAGAACUUCUCAAAAAAGAAAGAGAUUCCUUAGAAAGGCGCAGCUCUGAUGGCCUCAGCGAUGGCGGCGAGGAGCGCGUUGGCUCUCGCUCCCCCCCUCGGAGCUCGGGGUUGGAGACCAGGUUUGGGGAUCUUCGGAUUCCAGAAGAGGUCAUUGUUGGGUCCCUUGACGACGGAUACAGCCCGAGGCAUUCCCCGGCGUUCGACUUCGAGUCCAAUUCAGAAGUACCUACAAUGUUUUCGGGAAGACCAACAUCUCAGCACGGGAUGGAGCCUUUGGCUACGGAAGCUAGCGCAGAGACUCCGAAAAGGGGACAUAUAACACCCCCGGUCAGAUUUUCGAAGGAUGAUGAAGCGGACCUUCCAAGGAGUGAUCUCGACACCCCAUCCAUCAAAAUUGCUGGUGAUUUCUCGGCUACAGAAUUUGGCGCUGAAACCGAUAUCGACCAGUACCUGGAUGCUGACGCCACACCGCGGCCAUUGCACACACCUUCACCCAACCCAAACUCGGAUAUCACUCCUCGUCAGUCAGAAAGAUAG